AUGUUGCAUGUGCUGGUAAAAUGUCCUAGCCUCUAUCCAUUUGUAUUUGUAAUAACUCAACGCAUCCGGCAUCCAUGGCAACAGACACACCAACACACUUAUGUUGUACACGAAGGCAACCUGAGUACUCCGUACUCCGUGCGCUGUUCCCAAUCAGAAACGACUGGGGAAAAACCGGUCAACGAUCUCGCAAGCAUACAGGGCCCAGACCCGUAUACAUUUGAACGAAGAGGAAAGUGA
Messenger RNA from Penicillium digitatum Pd1, 240 nucleotides. NCBI's taxonomy places the organism in Eukaryota, Fungi, Ascomycota, Eurotiomycetes, Eurotiales, Aspergillaceae. The record is from RefSeq and is a predicted model, not a curated record.